Messenger RNA from Dracunculus medinensis (Guinea worm), 1200 nucleotides. The record is from the annotation of a GenBank genome assembly. Lineage: Eukaryota; Metazoa; Nematoda; Chromadorea; Rhabditida; Dracunculidae.
AUGAAUAUUUUGUAUUUUAUCACUAUGACACAUAACAUUGGAAAUUUUAUACUUAUAUCAGCACCGAAUGAGAAAACUGCUCAAGAAACAUGGGACCGUUUAAAUCAAGCCACUGGAAAUCUAUCAACUAAUUAUAAAUUUAAUAUUCCCGAUUUGAAGGUUGGCACGUUGGAUCAAUUGGUCGGGUUAUCUGAUGACCUUGCAAAGUUGGAUACAGCUGCCGAACAAAUAACGCGUAAACUCGUGCAGUUUUAUUUUGAUUUGAAAACCGAAGAUAAUAAACCAAUACCCGAAGAAUUAAAAGUGAAUGAUAAGGAUGUAAGAACGUAUAUUAUGAAUUUCAAAUGGGAUAAUGGAAUGUAUCCUUCGAGAACACCGUUGAAGACUCUUAGUGAAGUGAUUGGUCAACGAAUAACAAAGAUUGAAAGUGAUUUGAAAACAAGCGCAAAUUCGUAUAAUGCAGUUAGAAAUACUCUUGCGUCAAUGGAACGAAAAGCAGCAGCUGGUAUUAUGACUAAAGACUUGUCCGAAAUCGUUAAAGCGGAAGAUUUCGUAUUAAAUUCUGAAUAUUUACAAACAUUGAUGGUUGUUGUGCCAAAGGUGCUAAUGAAAGAUUGGUUUGCGAAGUAUGAAACUCUAACAGAUAUGGUUGUUCCUGCGUCAUCUCGAUUGAUCUUUGAAGAUAAUGAAUAUAAACUUUUUUCUGUUACUUUAUUCAAAAAAGUGAUUGACGAAUAUAAACUUCGAUGUCGUGAAAAUAACUUUUUUUUCCGGUUCAUUGUUCGCGAUUUCGUAUAUGAUGAAGAAUCUUUAAAAGCAGGGCGGACAGAAAGGAUGAAAUUGCUGCAAGAAAAAGAACGACAGUACUUGCCUCUUGUACAGCGCUUAAAAAUUUAUUUUGGUGAAAUGCUAUCUUCUUAUAUUCACGUCAAAGCCCUCCGAGUAUUUGUAGAAAGCGUACUAAGAUAUGGAUUGCCAGUGAAUUUCCAAGCAAUGUUGCUUGAACCGAAUAAAAAUUCGUCCAAAAAAUUGCGGUCUGAGCUAAACAAAUUAUACGUUCAUCUUGAUGCAUCAGCAGCAGGACCUAUUGAUAUGAUUGAAGAUAAUCCUACACUAAUGUCAUUGGGAAUGCAUGAUUAUUAUCCUUAUGUGUCCUUCAAUCUUAACAUGGAAUUUAUUAUUUGGCCGCAUAAAUCUUGA